AUGGGAAAGGGGAGAAACAUUCAAGGGAGGGGGUCAGGGGUAGAAGGGAAUUCAAGAAUAGAAAAUGGACAGAAGAUUUGGGCUUAUGAGGUAUUUCCAGCGUUGGCUGCACUACAUUUGGUGGUGCACGAACAUAAUGCCUACAUCCCUCGUAUACUACAUUGGAGGAGCAACACUUUGCCGCGUUUUUAUGAGCUCAUGAGCCAAGUCUUCGAAAACCGUGAGGUUGAUGUGCAACUUAUCCGGCCAUCUGUAAUUGACAAGCAGCAGGCGUAUUGGACUUGGGGUGACAGUGUUGACAACACUGAAGAACUUGUUGAGUUGGUUGGCGAUGACGCUGAACAAAAAACCAGCACGUCUGCCUCUGUAGAAGAAAAAGAUGAGGACAUUGAAGAAACUGCUAGCCUUCCGUCGUCUUCUAAGGCAAGCAUUACCUAUUUUCCAAUAUUCCAAUAUAUAUGUCAUAAUACAAUAGGAAAUGAACUGCUGGUAAAAUGGCGUCCACUGAGUUACGCACUUUGA
Molecule: messenger RNA, 522 nt
Organism: Prunus armeniaca (apricot)
Lineage: Eukaryota; Viridiplantae; Streptophyta; Magnoliopsida; Rosales; Rosaceae
Source: the annotation of a GenBank genome assembly